AUGGAUGUACUACGGCCACCUCUUAUCAACAUAAAUGGAAGAAUAUACCGUAGGAACAUAGUUAAAGAAGAACACUAUGAGGAAGAAGAAGAUUUCUCCUACAUGGAACCAUCAGAAAGUGAAGAUCUCGCUGAAGAAGAAAGCUGUCAGAGCCACUUCAUUGAACAGACAGACAAAGGAUACCGCUGUGCCAUUGACGUCCCAAGUGUUCUCUACAAGUACAUCAUUGGAAAAAAAGGAGAAACACGUAGACGCCUGGAGUAUGACACCAAAACAUCUGUCAGCAUCCCAAAACCAGGAAUGGAAGGACAGAUUGUUAUCACAGGUUCCAGCAAAGCCGGAGUCUCUUCUGCAGUCACCCGCAUUGAGGUCCUCGUGGAAAGUUUUCGGAGGAAGCAGCCUUUCACUCACUUUCUGUCAUUUCCUUUAAACAAUUCAAAAAUUCAAGAAGGAUUCCUCAAAUUUAAAGAGGAGGUCUUGCAGCAGUGUUCGCAGGAUCACGGAGUUGAGGAGAGCAUAUUUCAGAACCCUGCUAAACUUCACCUCACCGUUGGCACCCUGGCUCUGCUAAAUGAGAUGGAAGUGAGGAAAGCCUGUGAACACCUGCAAGAGUAUGAAAGUUUCACCAGGGACAUCACUGAGGGAAAGCCGCUGCAGUUGGAGGUGAAAGGCAUAGAGUACAUGAAUGACGACCCGGCCAUGGUGGAUGUCUUGUAUGCAAAAGUCAAUGUGAAAGACGGAUCUGACAGGCUGCAGGUAAUUGCAGACCGGCUGGUAGAGCACUUUGUCUCGGCCGGGCUGAUGGUCAGAGAAUGGGACAGAGUGAAGCUGCACGGAACUAAAUUUGGUUCUCAUUGUUUUGGGGAUUUUGAACUGAACACUGUCCAGCUGUCCCAGAGGUUUUCAACAGACUGUACUGGAUACUACACAUCUGCAGGGAGCAUCAGCUUCUCCUGA
Messenger RNA from Menidia menidia (Atlantic silverside), 957 nucleotides. The record is from the annotation of a GenBank genome assembly. NCBI's taxonomy places the organism in Eukaryota, Metazoa, Chordata, Actinopteri, Atheriniformes, Atherinopsidae.